Poeciliopsis prolifica (blackstripe livebearer) is the source of this 2733-nucleotide messenger RNA. Its product is annotated as V-set and immunoglobulin domain-containing protein 10-like 2. The record is from RefSeq and is a predicted model, not a curated record. Gene Ontology annotation, molecular function: protein binding. Lineage: Eukaryota; Metazoa; Chordata; Actinopteri; Cyprinodontiformes; Poeciliidae.
AUGGUACACAUUGCCCUUCAGAUAAAUCACACUGGAGAGGUGGUGUAUCAGAAUGCCAGUGUGUAUGGGGUUGUGGACAAAGCUGUGGUUCUCGAAUGUGGAGCAGCGUUACCUGAUUUAUACAUAUGGAGUUUCACUGAGCCAGGCACUGAUGCCAUCAAAGCAGUGCUCUACAAUUUGGGGAAAGGACCAAGGAUCCAGAAGUUAGCUCAGACGGUCGGACCAGUGACGAUCCUCCCAAACACGGCAUCAAUAAGCAUCAAGAAACUGCCUCUGGCUGCACAUGGCCUGUUCACCUGUCAGGCUUUCUAUGACAUCGAAGAUGAGCCUAUAGUUUACUACUAUUACGUAUAUCUGACUGUCCAAGUCUCCGUUAGUAAGCCGUACCUCCUGAUGAGCAACGCGUCCCCAAAGGAAGGAUCUUCUAUCUGGAUGCACUGCAACAUUGGAAAUGGGACUAAGCCAAUACAUUACACGUGGCAACAUCAACUGUAUAGUGAAAACUUCACAACGUUUGCACAGGGCAACACCACCUUCAUUAAUAUCACAAACAUUGUCCGUAACCAGACUGGCUGGUACCGCUGCACUGCAGGAAACGCCGUUAACAAAGAGAGCUCAGAAAAGUUAUGGCUCAAUAUCACAUUUGGCCCAGAUGUUCCUCAGAUUGACGUGACUUCAUACAGUAUAACAGAUCGAGGAUUCUCAGCUCUGGAAACUGAGCCGGUUUCUUUGUCAUGUCAAGCCCAGUCCAAUCCAGCCAGUCAGUAUAUCUGGUUCCACAACAACUCUCAGGUGUUCACCGGACCACAGUACACCAUUGCCAAGAUCCUCCGUGUGCACACUGGUGACUACACCUGCCUGGCACAAAACUCACACCUGAACACACGCUCCAGGAAAACCAUCAGCCUUACUGUCUACUACCCUCCAGCUGGCGCCCCCUCCUGCUCUGUGGAAGCAGCUCAGAAUCAUACGUCUCUUAGUCUUUUCUGCUCAUGGUCUGGUGGACUCCCUUCUCCGUCCCUUCACUGGACUGGGGAUGUAAUGAAAGCGGAACAGGAGGAAACAGAACUGCAAACAAAUCUACAAAACAGUGCUGCCAUCUUGCUGCCGUCUGAAGGCAGGAUUCCUAACAACAGCCUGUUCACUUGCAUUGGUGCACAUCCUGCCAGAAAAGAGCAAGCAGAAUGCAGGGCGCAUACAUACAUUCCUCCUGCAGAACCGGUGUGUUUUGCCUAUGUCACAAACACUCAGCAAUACCUGAUGUUGUCCUGCUCCUGGGAUGGAGGGGCCCCAAAGGCCCUAGUGUGGUGGGAGGGACCAGGGGGCCAAAGCAAAGGGGGACAAGAAAACUCCAACAUCCUGGUCCUCCGUUAUGGGACGGCCCGAAGUGGGAAACCGUACACCUGCUACGCUAAACACCCACUUCUGGUGGAAGCAAAGAGUUGUAGGCUCACACUGGAGGCCCCGGUGUUGUUGACGCAGCGCAGAGUCAUCUCUGUGUACGAGGGGAGUGACGUCCAGCUCACCUGCAAUCUGAGAGCUAAUUACCUUCCAGCCAAUGAAAUCACCUGGUUCAACAAUCAGGGCCUGGAUGUCCGAGACACUUCGAAGUACAUGCUGCUGCGGACGUCUGCCUGGGCCAACCUGACUGUGAGAGACGACGAGGUGCAGGACAGCGGAGAAUACAGAUGCUCCACUUCAAACGCAGUGGGAGGCGCUGAGAUCAACAUCACCCUGGUGGUCAAGAAAUACCCCAUGCCGCCCAACGCGACCCUGAUCAGAGCGACGUACAACAGCCGACAGCGUAACGAGGUGGAGCUGGAGUGGCAGGUCGACGGUACGGAGACUGGAGGAUGGACUGGUUUCCACCUGGAGCACCAGUGGGUGUCUGAGCGACCAAACAAGAGGGAGCAGCAUAUUUCACAGCUGCAGAUGGAGGAGAGGAUUGCCUCCAAAGACUGGUACCGUACCAUCAUCCAGGAUCCAAGCAGCAGGAGUCACACAGUUCGAGGCCUGACUCCAACCAUUACCUACCAGUUCCGCAUAACACCCAUCAACCACCGCACCGUCGGACACCCGUCUUCAACAAAAACUCCAGUGGAACUGCGUGACAACAUGUACCCUGCUGUGGUUGGAGCAGCUGUUGGUGGGAUGCUCUUUGCAGCCAUUCCUACUGUGCUGCUGCUUGUUUUCAUCAUACGUAACCGGGAUAGCAAUCCUCGACUGCAUGCAAUGCUUUUUGGCUCGCAGCACAGCCAAUCCAGAGAAAAUAUUAACUUCCCAGAGGAUGAGGUGGUUGCUGACUUAGAUGGUGGGCGAGAGAACACGACUGGAUCAGGUACAACUUCAGCAGAACCAAAGGCAUCAUCUUUUCUUGCUGCAGGCAAGCAUCUCCCACCGCAGUAACGCAAUGAGCCACUCACUGCCGUUUGCGCCAGCUGCAAGAUCAUAACUGCAUAAAUCUAAAUCAUUGGGUAUUAUUAAAUCCCGUAUCAUUUUUAUAAACUGUAGGCAGUUUGAUUUAUCACACAUGUCAUACAUUUUAUCAAUGUAUGAACAAUUUAUUUUAAGAAAUGAUUUGCUUCUUUAGGUAGUGACUGGGGUUUAUUUUUUAGUUAACUUUUCCACAGCUGCAGAAUAUGAAGGAAUGUAGGAAGCCAGAAAAAAAGAAAGAUAUAUGUUUGAAUGUCACCUUUACAGAAAAUUCACAACAUAAGGUUUUAUGUUUAUUUC